AUGUGCUCAUCACCGUUUGUGUCCAAUCCUUCGCGUACAUCAUUCAUAGAAGAUGGAAACACAUUUGACCAAAAGCAGACGAUUUCCAAAUUCAAAUUCCAAAUCGACUCUUUAACCACGGAGAAGGAAAUAUUGAAACAAGAAAAAGAAUCAAUAAUACGUGACUAUGAAGCUCUAUUAACUAAGAAAUCAGAAGAAUACUCAAAAUUAAAAGCAAAUUUUGAUUUCACAUAUGAAGAAAAGAAGCAAUUGGAGUCGAAGCUAGUGAAUCAAUCCCAAGUUGAAAAGGGUACUAGUCACUCCUUGCGAAAAGAAAUAGAUCAAUUAAGAACAAAAAAUCAAACUCUUUCGAGCGAAUAUCGAGAUUUAGAAACUAAAUAUGAUAGACUACAAAGAAAACAUCAACAGGUUAGUUCAAACUGGAAUCAGGAAUUGAUCAUCAAGAAUGAAUUAAGAGAUGGUAUCACGGAAAAAGAACAAAUCAUCCAGCAAUUACAACUGAAAAAUGAUGAAUUGAUUAAACAAAUGAAGAGCUACUCAGAUAUUUUAAACAACAAAGACUCCUUAUCCAAUAUAAACCAAAGCUUGCUUAAUAAAAAUGCAAGCUUACAAAAAAUUAAUAACCAAUUACAAUCAAAGUAUGAUAAAUUGUUACAAACACAGAUCUCAAAUGAAGUUUUAAAAGAGAAGAAUACCACUUUAACUAAUAAACUUAUACAUUUACAAGGUGUUGAAGAAAAAUGCCAACAAUUGGACAUUGAAAAAUCCGAAAUACAAGCAAAAUUCAAUGAUUUGUUUAGAAUUUUGAAUGAGUCAAUCCAAAGCUCUGACCAAAAGGACGAAGAAACCAAUACAAUCAAAAUAAAGAAUUUCAUUCAAAUGUUUAAAGAACUGCAAGCCAGGACUUUAACUCUUCAAGAGAAGUUGGACGACAAAACACGAGAAGUGAAUGAAUUAAGAGAGUGUUUAGAAGAAAACAUGCAGCUUAUAGAAGAAGAAUACCUUCCAACCAUAGAAAGUUUAGAAUCCAACAGCAAAUCUCUAGUUGAGCAAAAUGAACAAUUGGAAAGAGCAAAAAACUUGAAUUCUCGUGAAAUUGUGUUUUUGAGAAAUCUGUUGAAAGAAUUGGAAGAAAUUCAAGCAAAGAAACAAGAGAGUGAAAACAAGACCUAUGAUAAGGCGACUGAUCAAUACCUAACCAAUUUAGAGAAACUAGUUGGAGAAUAUAAACAAGAAAUUGAGAAAUUACAAGCUCAAGUUAAUCAUCCUAACCAGCCAAGCAUUGGUAAUAAACGGCCACAUCCAGAUGAUGCAAACAAAAGACUUAGCUUUAAAUCUCAAGUUUCCGAUUUAGAAAGGGAAAAUGUUAAACUUUUAACCAAGAUUAAACAAUUGGAGUCUACUGUGCAAGAAUUAACAAACAAAUUAAGGGACACCAAUUCCUUAAAUGAAAAACGGAAAGACCUUCAAAUUUUACAAUUAAAAAAUAAUUUAGUUGCUAAAGAUCAAGCAAUUAAGAAAGAAACUUUAGAUGCAUUGAGGAAUGAAAAUCAAUGUCUAAUCGACAAGUACAUAAACAAUAAAGAAGUCGAUUCUAUCCCCAGGGCAGUUUUUGAAAGACAAGAAAAUGACAAGUCGUUGCUUCAAAAUAAAAUUAACGAAUUGAAUAGAAGAAUUACCCGAUUCAAAGAAGUGUACUCGAAAAAGAGUAAAGAUAUUUUAACAAUAAUAUCUAAAUAUUUCGGAUUUACAAUUGAAUUUCUUCCUAGUGUCACAAAUCCUAAUGAAUUAUCAUCGAGAUUAAAAUUAGUUUCUAAAUAUCUACCACCAAAAGAAAAAUCCUAUUUAGUUAUUGAUUUUGAAACUAAAGCCUUGAAGGCAUAUGGUAGUUUUGAAUUCAAAUCAAUGUGUGAAGAAAUGGCCGAGAAAUGGGUCAAAGAACAACAAGGUCAAUUUCCUUGUCUUUUAAGUGCAUUGAAUCUUAAAAUGUAUGAAUUAUAUCGUCUGUAAUCCCACCCCCUUAUUUAAUAGACAUAAUGACACAAAUUUUAGAAUUUCAGCAGGUUUCUUGUCAAAAUUCUUUAUAUCCUUUUUGAUGGAACAGAAACGAUCGCCUGUAUUAAUAUCAUCAUAACUCUCUUCAAAUUGACUCAAGAACUUAUUAACCUCGUCUUCAGAACCGUACUUUUGCAAAUAAUUAUAAGACCAACCCCAAAUAUCACCAUUUUUCCGAUCAGCUUUCAACGCACGAUCAAACCAAGCUUUUGCCUUUUGAUGAUUUCCAUCAACCCAGAAAAACACUCCAACUCCAAGCAAUAUAAUUGGUGAAUUUUCAGUUUUCUUCAUGGCAUCCAAGAAUGAUGUUUUUCUGUGGGACAUUUUCGGAAUAAGAGAAAGGUAAACCAUCCAUACUGAUGGUGAAUUAGGAAACAACUUCAAUGCUUUAUUGGCAAGUUGUCUAGCAGCAAUCAUGUCUUGUUGUCGUAUUUCAAAUUGUACCUUUGCAACUAAAAGUUCAUCACUUUUUGGGUUUUGUAAAAUUGCCAUAUCUAAAUCAGACCUUGCCCUGAUAGUUACAUUCAAAUACUUUUCGUCUAUAAGUGAUAACAUCUUCCAAACUGGAAUUGAAUUAGCACACUGCUUAACCGCUUGAGAUGCUACUUCUCUCGCAACUUUUGGAUUGUUGGAAUCAUACAAAAGAAUUUGGAUAUUUUGGAUCCAAAGUUUCCAAGAGGUAGGGAAUAUAUUCUUGGCUUUAUUUGAAAACUGUAAAGCUGUAUCCCUGUGC
This is a messenger RNA of Spathaspora passalidarum NRRL Y-27907, 2788 nucleotides long. RefSeq names its product coiled-coil domain-containing protein. Gene Ontology annotation, biological process: mitotic spindle assembly checkpoint signaling; attachment of mitotic spindle microtubules to kinetochore. Gene Ontology annotation, cellular component: mitotic spindle; nuclear envelope; kinetochore. The transcript is spliced from 2 exons. NCBI's taxonomy places the organism in Eukaryota, Fungi, Ascomycota, Pichiomycetes, Serinales, Debaryomycetaceae. The coding region runs from base 1 to 2010 and encodes 669 amino acids. The record is from RefSeq and is a predicted model, not a curated record.